This is a messenger RNA of Vespa velutina, 2948 nucleotides long. It is a transcript of the gene oxt, whose product is annotated as xylosyltransferase oxt. Gene Ontology annotation, molecular function: protein xylosyltransferase activity. Gene Ontology annotation, cellular component: membrane. Gene Ontology annotation, biological process: chondroitin sulfate proteoglycan biosynthetic process; heparan sulfate proteoglycan biosynthetic process. The transcript is spliced from 7 exons. The record is from RefSeq and is a predicted model, not a curated record. Bases 46 to 2799 code for a protein of 917 amino acids. Lineage: Eukaryota; Metazoa; Arthropoda; Insecta; Hymenoptera; Vespidae.
UAAUACGAUAAUGAACAUCCUUAAUAGAAUACAAAAAGGAAAAAGAUGGCGGUAGCCAAAAGUUAUACGGUCGGACGUUCCUCAAGUUGUUUUCGCAAAUAUCGUAUAUUGUUUGUAUUUGGUAUAACUGUCCUUUGCGUGCAAUUUUAUUUAGCUCACUCAUUUUUUGGUUUAGAUAGUCGUAAACUUGGAAAAUCAUCAUCAGACGGAGAAGAUGUACUGCAAUCAGAAGAAAGUGAAGGUUUGCCAAAAGGCUCACGUCAAUUGAAACUUCCACCUGACAAACAAGCAAAUAAAUCUUCUCAAUAUCAUCGUAAUCGCACUGCCAGAAUAAUGCUAGAUCGUAAAUCAUUAAAUUUUACACCUGCUUGCGAAGUCCUUGGCAGGGAAGCUGUAAGUGCAGUGACACGUGCACAAAGUCAAAUGUGCAAACAACGCAUUGUCAAUGUGACGUGCCUUAGUCAGCAGGGUUUGUUAUAUCCAGAAAGGAUACAAUCCUUGUGUUCACAUUCUCUAGGUUUUUCAAGUAAACCAAUAAAUUUGGGCUGUUUUCAAGAUGAUAAAACCUUGAGAGUACUUUCUGGUUAUUACCAUAUUUUCAAAGGGAACAAUUCUCCAGAGCGUUGUGCUUUUAUGUGUCUUCAAUCAGGAUAUCCAUAUGCUGGUACCGAAUACUCUGUAGAAUGUUUUUGUGGAAUGGAAGAACCACCUCAAAUAAAACAUUUACCAGACUCUAGUUGUAAUAUGAAAUGCUCUGGCAAUCCAAAGCAAUUGUGUGGAGGCUAUUUAACAAUUAAUGUUUUCUGGACUGGUAUCCAAAAAUUUAAAUCUCAAGAAGCAAGAAAUUCAAGUUCAAAGACAGGUCAUGAGAAGGCAGCACGUAUAGCUUACUUGUUAACUGUGAAUGGUAGAGCUAGUCGGCAAAUUAAGCGACUUAUCAGUAUUUUAUAUCAUCCAUCUCAUUUAUUUUAUAUUCACGUUGAUGCUAGACAAGAUUAUUUAUAUCGUGAAAUGUUGAAAAUAGAAAAAUCAUGUAAGGCUAAUAAUAUCAAAGUAGCAAGAGGAGAAGGUAUGAGACAUGCAACUAUUUGGGGUGGUGCAAGUCUUUUAACAACUUUUUUAAGAUCUGCACGACAAAUACUUGCGUACCAACAAUAUUGGGAUUUUCUUGUAAAUUUAUCUGAAUCUGAUUUUCCUGUGAAAACUAAUGCUCAGUUAACGGAAUUUCUUAGUUGGAACAAAGGUAUGAACUUUGUUAAAUCACAUGGGAGAGAAGUUCAACGCUUUAUUACUAAGCAAGGAUUGGAUAAAACUUUCGUUGAAUGCGAAGCACGAAUGUGGAGAGUAGGGGAUCGAAAAUUGCCAAAUGGUAUUCAAAUUGACGGAGGCAGCGAUUGGGUAGCUUUAAGUCGAGAAUUUGUAGAAUAUAUUUCUAAUCCUAAACCAGAUACUUUAGUAGCUGAUCUUUUAAAAGUAUUUCAAUAUACUUUAUUACCUGCCGAAUCUUUUUUUCAUACUGUAUUACGUAAUUCCCGAUUUUGUGAUAGUUAUGUAGACAAUAAUCUUCAUGUGACUAAUUGGAAAAGAAAAUUGGGUUGUAAAUGUCAGUAUAAAGCUGUAGUCGAUUGGUGUGGUUGUAGCCCAAAUGAUUUUAAACUUGAAGAUUUCAGUAGAAUACGUAAUACUGCUGAUCGUAAUUUGUUCUUUGCACGAAAAUUUGAACCUGUUAUAGAUCAAAGAAUUAUAGAUAGAGUGGAAGAAUGGUUAUAUCCUGAAAGAGCAAAUAUGACUGUCAGAGCUAAUAGUUACGAUGCAUAUUGGCAAAGUCUUUAUCACAAGGCAGAUUUAAGUCCUCCGAUAGAUGAUGCAUUAUUAACAAUAUCAUAUUCUUUAGCAAGAAUUUCUUUCCAGAAGCUUAAUGUCAAUUUUCAGAAUGUACGCGUUAUAGAAACAACGGCAUAUUUUCGAGAAAAUCGAUUUACUGGCAUAUUAAUUUUAGCUGAAGGUGAUAUAGAAUAUCGGGAAACAUCGAUAUUGCAAAAUAAAUAUACAGAAAAGAUUGAAGCUCUGGUGUAUUUACGACAUAAUGUUUCUACCAAUAGAUUAUGGUUAGGGAAAAUUCAUAGUCUUUUUGUUAAUACUGAAUAUGACCAGAAAGAACAAACAUUUAGAAAUGUGAUGGGUAGUAUAGGCCCUUAUUCAAAUCCAGUUUUAUUAUAUGAAUUUGAUGAUGCAAUUACAACUCCGCAAAAUUUUUCUGUGCUCUGGAUCGAUCCACAUGGACUGCUAGCAGAUGUUAACUAUAUUCAUAUUGAAGAUGGUGCAGCUUUGAUGGGACAUGUCAGACCACAACUCAGUGAUCAUUUGGUAAUAGGCACUUGGCAUGUGUUGUUGGUGGUUGACUCAUUACUAGUAGCAAAAAUAAAUUUUUUAGUAACUCCAUUAUCCUAUUGGAAAAAUCAACAAAUUAACAAAGAAAAGGCUAAGGAAGUAAACAAUAUGCCUGAUAAUACUUAUCAUAAUACAGAUGAAAUAACAAAAAAGUGGUCAAACUUUGUAAACUUGAUGGUACGCCAUGAGCAGCACUCUUAUGAAAAAGUUACAGAAAAUAAAAUUGGUUCUGAUCUAGAUCAAUGGAUAGAUGGAUUAGUAUACGAACAUUAUGAAAUUGAUAAAAUAUGCAAUGCUGGUGAUCAGACCAAAACCAAACUGAAAUUGCAGAAAUGCAUUGAUACUGCUUGGAGCUCUUUGAGCCCAGACCCAAAGGCUGAUGUCCAUAACCUAUGUCAAAAUUAUUAAUUAAUUUACCAAAUAUGUGCCAUUUUUAACAUUUUUAAACUCAUUAUGCCUCUAUGAAGAUUAUCUAUCUCUUUAGAUAUUUUUAUAUUGACAACAUCUGUAUAUAUAUUGUAUUUAUAAAAAUAUAUAUAUAUAUAUAUAUGUAUAUA